This is a messenger RNA of Trichobilharzia regenti, 768 nucleotides long. The record is from the annotation of a GenBank genome assembly. Lineage: Eukaryota; Metazoa; Platyhelminthes; Trematoda; Strigeidida; Schistosomatidae.
AUGUUACAUCCAUUGAUUUCACCACCUAUAAAUCAUACAGUCUAUCCUAAAACUGGUCGAGUGCCUGUGGAAUGUAAAUUUAAGCAUUAUAAUGGAAAGCAAUUUAAAAAAUUAUUGAAUGUUACAAUUCGUAUGAUAACUAGAGAGAAGAAAAAGGAAGACAAAGUGGAACAGACGAAUGAAACAAAAGUAACCACAUUUACAGUCGAUAAAUCUCAUUCCAACCAAUGGUUAUUUCUACUCAUGAUUCUCUGGCUGAUCACUUUAGCCUUAAGCAUGUGGAUUAUCUACGAGUUAUUUAUUGCUUUCUAUCAUUUAAAUUAUCAUUACACUGGUUGUCAGUAUUUAAUCGAUCAAUUAAGAUCUGGAUCUCUUAAACCAUGGUUACCUGGUAAUGAAAUACCUUUCAAUUCAUCAAAUAUAACUACUCCAAGAAUAUUUCAUCUGCUUACAUUAGAACGUGGUUCAACUUCAGAGAAUGUUUUCAAGACACUAGGUAAUACUAUAAAAGUUUUUGGAGAAUUUACAUCAAUUGCAAACCAUUGGAGGCAAUUAUGGUUGAAUGAUGAUCGUGAUAAGCUCAUUGAAUCAUCUGAAAUGUUAGUCAGUUUUAUAAAGAAUUCAACAAAAUAUAUGCCAGUGUCAAUAAGACGGAAUGAGGAUAUUUCCUCCGGACAUGGUGACAGUAAAGGUCAUAAGGUGAAGAAAUCACGCAAAAAGAAACAUCGGAAACAUAAAGAAACAAGGAAACAUAAAGAAAUAAGCUAA